CCCGGUAAUAAAUGAAUAAAGUACCAGCCCAGAGGUCCCACUGGCAACUUCACAUUCCCCACAUCCUUUAUCUCAACCCAAGCUCAGAAACAUCACAAGCAUCAUGGCUGACCGCUUGGCACAAGUAUCAGGACACAUAUCAAAUGCCUACGGAAGGGGACUUCUAGCUGGGGAAGUGGCUAUAAUCACAGGCGCUGGGCAGGGUAUCGGACGUUGCGCGGCUCUUUUGUUUGCGAAAGAAGGCGCAAAAGUCGUGGUCAGCGACCUUGACGCGACAAAAGCACAAGCUGUCGUCUCAGAAAUAGUUGCAGCAGGCGGCGACGCAAUCGCUGUUGCAGGUGAUGUCGGUGCGGAUGAUUUCCCGAAACGAGUAGUUGGUGCUACAGUCCAAAAAUACGGAAAGAUAAACCACAUUGUAAACAACGCUGGCUUCACAUAUGACAAAAUGAUACACACAAUGCCGGACGAUGUGUACGAUGUGAUCAUGAAAAUUCACGUUCGCGCUCCCUUCCGUCUCGUACGUGAAGCAGCUCCCUAUUUCCGAAUCAAGGACCAGUCAAAUCGGUCCAUCAUCAAUGUAUCCUCAACUUCUGGGCUACACGGAAACGUCGGACAAGUCAACUACGCAGCUGCCAAAUCCGCUGUCGUCGGCGUUACCAAAACAAUCGCGAAGGAAUGGGGUCCAUUCGGCGUGCGCGCAAAUACGAUUGCUUAUGGCCUCGUGCACACCAGGCUAACAGCUGCCAAAGAGGGUGGCGCCUCGAUCGAGAUUGACGGGAAGAAAGUCGCUCUUGGAAUCCCUGGUGCACGUCCGCCAGUGACGGGCGCUAGUAACCCCAACGCAGUGACGGCGUUUGCAGAUAUACCAUUACGUCGUGGGGCAACGGCAGAUGAAGCAGCUGCUGGAAUGCUUUUCCUUGCAUCACCCCUCGCAUCAUACGUCUCUGGACACACCCUGGAGGUUACAGGCGGGCGAGGCAUCUGAGAUGGUUUUUGACCGUCUGUCUUAUCUAAGCUGGGAUCUACUUGAUUUUGAUUUUUUCAUACCACCCGAACUGUGAGGGAGUGGUUUACAACUGUAGGACAUACCCGGAACGUAAAGAUUGUCAAAGGAAGGAAGGCGUGCGGGUGUAUACCUAGCGGAAUGUUUUUCACAGGUCGGAUUUUCUUGUCUAUAUCUAGUAUCUAUGCAGUUGACAGUUGUACUACAUGUCGCUACAGUGCUGUUGUGUUAUCACUGAGCUAUACAGUAGAUGAUCUUCUUGACGUUCGGAUCUUCAUUCCAUUAUU
This is a messenger RNA of Serpula lacrymans var. lacrymans S7.9, 1290 nucleotides long. RefSeq lists its product as uncharacterized. Gene Ontology annotation, molecular function: oxidoreductase activity, acting on the CH-OH group of donors, NAD or NADP as acceptor. Bases 104 to 985 code for a protein of 293 amino acids. Lineage: Eukaryota; Fungi; Basidiomycota; Agaricomycetes; Boletales; Serpulaceae. The transcript is spliced from 9 exons. The record is from RefSeq and is a predicted model, not a curated record.